Thermothelomyces thermophilus ATCC 42464 is the source of this 1549-nucleotide messenger RNA. RefSeq lists its product as uncharacterized. The transcript has 4 exons. Gene Ontology annotation, cellular component: nucleus; cytoplasm. Gene Ontology annotation, biological process: protein phosphorylation. NCBI's taxonomy places the organism in Eukaryota, Fungi, Ascomycota, Sordariomycetes, Sordariales, Chaetomiaceae. The coding region runs from base 237 to 1499 and encodes 420 amino acids. Gene Ontology annotation, molecular function: cyclin-dependent protein serine/threonine kinase activity; ATP binding. The record is from RefSeq and is a predicted model, not a curated record.
ACUCUACAGGUAGAGUCAGUGAAAGCUGGCAGAGUCCCCCGCGCACUAAAAGGAGCACUGAAUCUCCAGCAAGGUCAACAAUAAUUAGAUUUCUUGUUCGCACGCAGAUUAGUCUCCCCAGAAAUAAUUGACGUAUCAACUUACUCCAAGGGCCUUACCAAGGACCUUGCUUGGAUUUCAAUCGGCGGACAAGUUACGGAGAAACAUCACGCUCCGAGCAACUAAGGCAGGGCAGCAUGGCAGAGAGCGAUUGGAGAAGCUCACUCACCGCUACACAGAGAUAUGAUAACAUCCAAAAUCUAAUGCGAGUGCUAGCGGCUGCCGGUAUCACUCAAAGUGCAUUCGAGAUUGAAAAUGAAGCAUACAAGACUGCGGCUAACAGGGAAGAGUAUGACGCAGCGUGCAACCCGCCUGUUUCCAAGGCCGAAGACCCGGAGUCCCCAGUAUCUCAACCAGACUCAGCUGUUGUUGAGCAUGCCGGCCGAGAGUCCUUACCCGGGAUCACCAUUGGUAACUAUCCUAACUGCCACUACAUUGCCAGCGGCGUCACAUCCGAGGUCUACCGUGCCGACGUCCACGCCCUCAAGGUCGUCGUCGAAACACACAACAUCGAGCCUCACAAUCCGCACCGCGAAGCCAAGAUCCUCUCCUCCCUCAGGGAUCCAGACGCCCGCUCCUCUCUCAGGGAUCCAAACCCCCCCCACAUCAUCCCGCUUCUCGAAACAUUCCGUGACCCGAAAACCCAGAAUUUCGUCCUCGUCUUUCCAUACGCGCCUUUUACCCUCGCCAGUCUCCUCUCCACCCACCGCCCCGCUUCGUCACCCCUACCAGACGCCGUCACCCGCACAAUCUUUACCGGCCUCUUCCGCGCCCUGAGCCACUUGCACAGCCGGUGCAUCAUCCACCGCGACAUCAAGCCCUCCGCCCUCCUCCUCACCACCCCGACGCCGACCGACCCCUCGCAGGUCUACCUCUCCGACUUCAGCACGGCCUGGCACCCGACCUUUUCCCCGGGGGACAACAACACCGAGCCGGCGCACCACAAGAUCCUCGACGUCGGCACGGGGCCCUACCGCGCCCCGGAGACCCUCUUCGGCAACCGGUCCUACGGCCCGCCCGUCGACCUCUGGGCCGCCGGCGUCACGCUGGCCGAGUGCUUCGCCCGCCGCCCGCCGUUCGAGUCGCGCCCCGCCCACGAGGACGGCAACCAGCUCGGCCUGGUCCUGAGCAUCUUCCAGACGCUGGGCACCCCGACCCCCGAGACGUGGCCCGAGGCCGUCGGCUUCCGCACGCCGCCCUUUGAGAUGUAUCGCGUCUUCGAGGGCCGCGUCGCGACCGAGGGAUGGCAAGCCGUCGUGCCUGGUCUGCCUUCGGGCGAGGGAAGCUGGAUGGAGCUGGUGCAAGGAUUGCUUCGAUUUGAGAGUGCGCAGAGGGUCACGGCGGACGAGGCAUUGAAGUUCCCUUGUAUGAAAGAGGGGGGAGGAGAUAAGUCCGAAUAAGGCGAUGCUGAAUUGAAAGUGGACCCGAAAUUACACUGUUGACCAGCGUG